Messenger RNA from Anopheles cruzii, 1938 nucleotides. RefSeq names its product tubulin-specific chaperone cofactor E-like protein (gene mlt). NCBI's taxonomy places the organism in Eukaryota, Metazoa, Arthropoda, Insecta, Diptera, Culicidae. Gene Ontology annotation, molecular function: alpha-tubulin binding. Bases 52 to 1476 code for a protein of 474 amino acids. The record is from RefSeq and is a predicted model, not a curated record. Gene Ontology annotation, biological process: protein folding. The transcript has 6 exons.
AGUAAAUCAUCCCGCAAACAAUUUCAAUCCCUGCCAAAAGUUUGCCUCAAAAUGCCGACCUUGCUCGAAGCGCUGGAAGAAAAGUAUGGCCUAGAGGCGGACGACAAGGAGGCGCACGCGGAACCGGAGGAGGUACUGGUGUCCAUCUUUGUUCCGAAGCUGCCACCGAGACAAAGCACCCCGCAGCUGCUUAUACUGAACGAUUGCAACAUCGACCGGGCCGGUGAGCCGGAGGAUCUGAAGAAGAAGUGUCGCAUCGUACGGGAGCUCGAUCUGGCGCAGAAUAAGCUGAACAAUUGGAACGAGGUGUUUGUCAUUCUUUCGCACAUGCCACGGGUCGAGUUUGUCAAUCUCAGUCUUAACCAUCUGACCGGCCCCAUUGAGACGCCGGCGGUCACGAAGAUGGACCAUCUACGCAACUUGGUGCUUAACAACACCAAGCUGGAGUGGUGCAGUGUCGAGACGCUGCUCCGGUUGCUGCCCGCCCUCGAGGAACUGCAUCUUAGCCUUAACGAGUAUACGCACGUGCUGAUCGACACCGCCACCGGCGAGGAUACGGCUUCAGUGGCAGCUUCUAGUCAAAAGCAGCGAGAAGAGGAUACAGUGGCGGCGGGUGCCUCCGCUGCUGCAGCCGCUGAAGGGUCAACUACAUCGGUGCCCUUCCGAACCAAUCCGCACGCCGGCGUCCGGAAGGUGCACCUCACGGGCAACUACAUUUCCGAGUGGAACGAAGUUUGCCGCAUCGGACGCGUCUUCCCCCAGCUGGAGGCCCUCGUGCUGGCGGACUGUCCCCUGAGAUCGCUGAAACCCACGGAUGCUGAAGGCAACGAAAAACCGGAAGACAGUCAUAAACACUUCCAGAACUUAAAGCUGCUCAACCUAAGCAACGCCAAAAUCGACUCGUGGGACGAUAUCGACCGGUUGUCCAACUUCCCUGCCCUGUGCAAUGUGCGGCUUCAGUACUGGCCACUGUGGGCCCGAACCGAUUCGACGACGGAACACGAAAGGCGUCAGCUGCUGAUAGCGCGCCUUCCGAACAUCAGUAUUCUGAACGGGGGUGAUACGAUCGGGGCCGUGGAACGGGAGGACGCCGAGCGAACGUUCAUACGCAACUACUUGGACACUGCCGACGCGGAGCGGCCCGCCCGGUACUACGAGCUGGUCGGAGUGCACGGCAAGCUGGACCCGCUCGUCAACAUCGAUCUGCGGCCGGAGCGCAAGGUGAAGGUACGGUUUACCUUCGAGGACAAGACCAUCGAACGGACGGUCGAUGUUAACAGAACGGUGAGCGAUCUGAAAUCGCGCCUGGAGCGCCUGUUUGAGGUGCCAGCGGCCCGGAUGCGACUGUACUACGUCGAUCAGGACUUUCGCGAUCUGCAGGGCCUGGAGGAGAUGAAGUACCCGACGAAGGUCCUGUACAGCUACAACAUCCGCUCCGGUGAUGAGAUCAUCAUCGAGCGGAAGGUGAAAAGUUGAGAUCGUUCACUCGGUUCACGGAAGUAGCAGAUAUUGUGAUCACACAAACGAUACUUGUAACCACCAGCCCCUUUUUACAAAUAGCCACCCUCUCUGAUCCGAUCAUCGUUCGGCCCCGACCAAAACAAAUGGGUAGUUUUGUAGUUUUGUUUUACUUAACUGUUAAGUUGUCACAUUCAACAUCUCUCGACGCGGGGCAGCAGUGUGUUUUAUGAUCCAGUUUUGUUUUUAUUCGUGUUAUUGAAGCUUGAUUUCUGAGACGGACUCGACGGCAGCGAGACGAAGGGAAUCAGAACAAUUUAUACAAGGCAGUCUAAUAAACUAACGAAUUACUUUACAAAAUAAUCCGCCACCCGCUUUUGUGUGCCUAAAGAACGCUAACAGCAUGGCGAUUUGCUGCUUUGGUCCGUCCGUGUGGUAAGUAAAAUGCGUCAGUUGUCGUCUGGUAAUGCCCCCUUGAGA